AAUACCAUAGAAGAAGUAUACGGAAGUGAACAAUAACAAUACUUUCCACGUUCGGGUUUUGUUAUUUCUACGUAACACACUGGAACCAAAAAUAUGACAAAUGUCACUACAGAGCAUCAAAUAUUUACUUCAGGUAGUGUUUAGUUCACGUUGGAGACAAGACUUGGUUGAUAUAUGUUAUCUAGGUAAGUCUAGCUAGCUAGUUGUUGACGUUAGCUAGCAAUGGCUAACUGUAACGGUAUGGUUUUUCACACUCAAAUAACCUCCAUCAUGGAGGUUCUAGCAAAUGCAGCCGUGGCAGAGAUUUGUAAAGUCGUAGACGACGACUAUGCAGUAUUUCGUUUGGAAAUUUCUCAAAGCCAGAAAGAAAACAGGGCAUUGCGGAGGAAACUACAGCUCCUGGAACUAAAGGUGGCACGGGAACGCACAGAGAGGACAAUGCGAGAGCGCGUCCUCGCCAGUCGUGCCAGUACUUUCAACAUCCUCGACGGAUACAGAGGAAUGGCAAGAGGUGAAGGACAUCUCACUGGAGGCCACAGGAGCUUUGUGAAGCCAGCAGGACACAAUACAUGGAGAGAUGACAAACCAAUCACUGUUGAUGAGGGGAGGGGAACCUCAACCCAGCACAUUAUCAUGAUAGAGUCUGCAGAUGCAGAUGCUGCAGGUCCUGGGGUCAAGCAGGAGAUGACUGAAGAGGAGGACUCACAGCACAGCGGAGACGUCCAGACUGGUGCGGCAGGAGAGCCCCCUGCAGCCACGGAGGACCCCACAACCGCCCCAGUGCAGCCCAGGACCCAACGCAGUAUCAUGGAGGAGGAGGAGGGUCCAGAGGUGCUGCUGGUGAAGGAGGAGGGGUGUGAGAAGGGUCUGGGGAACCCUGAGGGGACCAUGGUCAUGGAGGACAACCAGACUACACCUCCUCCUGAACCCAGAGAGGAACCAGCUGAGCAGCACAGGACCACACACAGUCUCACUGAGUCAGUAGACAUGGAGGAUGGGAAACCUGAUCUGCUGCUGGUCAAAGAGGAGACAAUAGAGGAUGGACCAGAGAGCAUUGACCUGCUGAGUGGACUAAAGACGGGGGAGCAAGGUGAUUGGCUGGAGGCUAACAGUGGAGACUGGGUGACCAUAUUGGAUUCUCAGACCCAGACGGAUACAGCCAAGGGCCCAGGGAAUGACAUCAACAAGCUGGUCUGGACCAGAGGCGACAUAGUGGCGGCCAGUGGAUUGGACAGCGUCCUCAACUCUGGGCUAGGGAACAACAGUGUUCAACACAACCAGAAACCGACAGUUGAACACAAAACAUCCGAACUUAGUCUCCAUGACAACAGACUGGCUGACACCAGGGCGAGGCGUAGAUUUGGUCCGCGGGGACGGGAAGGUGUCCAUAUGAGAACAGACAUAGACUUGGCUAGCUAUUCUCCGUCCUGCUCCUAUAGUUGUGAUUCAGAAAGACAGAUGGCACCUCAGCUUAACCACCUAACAGGUGCUGCCUUCAGCCUGCAUUCUAUAGGAUCUAUCAACUGGAACAUGGACCCUGCGACAACACCGACACUCCCUGGCCUUCAUCCUCCUCACACUCUCCUGUUAAACCAGACCUCAGACAAUGCCAGUGCCUCAACACUAAAUGGCAACACAAGCCCAUUGACAAAUGACAGUAGUAGUAAUGCUAUCAGUAGAUCCAGUGGCAAAGAGAAGCGCUUCCCGUGUUCGUUCUGUGGGAAAGCCUUCAGUUUCCCCAAACAGAUGGAGAUCCACCAGAGGAUGCACACGGGGGAGAAACCAUUUGGCUGCCAGCUGUGCCGGGCUAGUUUCUCUCAAUCCUCCAACCUGAAGAGGCACCAGAGAAUCCACCAGAGGUUCCACACGGGGGAGAAACCCUUCAGUUGUACCCAGUGUCACAUGCACUUUGCCCAGGCUGGUGACCUGAAGAGGCACCAGAGGAUCCACACAGGGGAGAAACCCUACAGCUGCCCCCAGUGUGAGAAGAGGUUCUCUCGCCAGGACCACCUGAAGAUGCACCUGAAGGUCCACACGGGAGAGAAGCCAUUCGCCUGUACGCACUGCGGGAAAAGGUUCUCAGAGAGGAGCUACCUCAGGAUACACCAGGAGAAAAACCAUUCCACUCUAUAACAUAGAAAGUAACCAUUCCACUCGAUAAUUUCUGACCUUUAGCUCAAACUCUGCAUUAAAGACAGAUGCAUUUUCAUUGUUGUCUGCAGAUAGAUUUCAGCGUUGAAUAUUCCAGGGUAGAAUAUUGCAUACAGACAUUGUGUGAUAGAGACAGCAUAUUUACACAGCGUACAAAACAUUAGGAACACCUGCUCUUUCCAUAACAGACUGACCAGGUGAAAACUAUGAUCCCUUAUUGAUGUCACUUGCUGAUCCCCUUCAAUCAGAGUAGAUGAAGGGGAGGAGACAGGGUAAUUAAUGAUUUUCAAGUCUUGAGACAAUUGAGACAUGGAUUGUGUGCCACUGCCAUUCAGAGGGUGAAUGGGCAAGACAAAAGAUUUAAGUGCCUUUGAACGGGGUAUGGUAGUAGGUGCCAAGCGCACUGUUUUGUGUCAAGAACUGCAACGCUGCUGGGUUAUUCACACUCAACAGUUUCCAAUGUCUAUCAAGAAUUAUCCACCACCCAAAGGACAUCUAGUCAACUUGAUACAACUGUGGGAAGCAUUGAAGUCAGCAUAGGCCAGCAUCCCUGUGGAAUGCUUUCGACAUCUUGGAGAGUCCAAAAGGGGGUGCAACUCAAUAUUAGGAAGGUGUUCCUAAUGUUUUGGACACUCAGUGUAUGUUAAUGUCAUUAUUUGGCAACAGUUACAUCACACGUAUCUGAUUCAAUUAAAAUGAGUUUGUCAAUGACAUGUUUGUUCUACAUUGUAUACAGUGAGCUCCAAAAGUAUGGGGACAGUGACACAUUUUGUGUUGGUCUGGCUCUGUAAUCCAGCACUUUGGAUUUGAAAUGAUACAAUGUCUGAGGUUUAAGUGCAGACUGUCACCUUUAAUUUGAGGGUAUUUUCAUCCAUACCGAGGGAAAGGUUUAGAAAUUACAGCACUUUUUGUACAUAGCCCUCCCAUUUUAUGGGACCAACGUAUUGGUACAAAUUCACUUAGUUAAAGUCGGAAGUUUACAUACACUUAGGUUGGAGUCAUUAAAACAUUUUUUUCAACCACUCCACACAUUUCUUGUUAACUAUAGUUUUAGCAAGUAGGUAGGACAUCUACUUUGUGCAUGACAAGUAAUUUUUCCAACAAUUGUUUACAGACAGAUUAUUUCACUGUAUCACAAUUCUAGUGGGUCAGAAGUUUACAUACACUAAGUUGACUGUGCCUUUUAACAGCUUGGAAAAUUCCAGAAAAUUAUGUCAUGGCUUUAGAAAAUUCUGAUAGGCUAAUUGACGUCAAUUGGAGGUGUAUCUGUGGAUGCACCUUCAAACUCAGUGCCUCAUUGCUUGACAUCAUGGGAAAAUCAAAAGAAAUCAGCCAAGACCUCAGAAUAAAAAUUGUUGACCUCCACAAGUCUGGUUCAUCCUUGGGAGCAAUUUCCAAAUGCCUGAAGGUACCACGUUCAUCUGUACAAACAAUAGUACGCAAGUAUAAACACCAUGGGACCACGCAGCCGUCAUACCGCUCAGGAAGGAGACUCGUUCUGUCUCCUAGAGAUGAACGUACUUUGGUGCGAAAAGUGCUAAUCAAUCCCAGAACAACAGCAAAAGACCUUAUGAAGAUGCUGGAGGAAACCGGUACAAAAGUAUCUAUAUCCACAGUAAAAUGAGUCCUAUAUCGACAUAACCUGAAAGGCCGCUCAGCAAGGAAGAAGCCACGGCUCCAAAACCGCCAUAAAAAUCCAGACUACGGUUUGCAACUGCACAUGGGGACAAAGAUAAUAUUUUUGGGAGAAAUGUCCUCUGGUCUGAUGAAACAAAAAUAGAACUGUUUGGCCAUAAUGACCAUCGUUAUGUUUGGAGGAAAAAGGGGGAAGCGUGCAAGCCGAAGAACACCAUCCCAACCGUGAAGCACGGGGGUGGCAGCAUCAUGUUGUGGGGGUGCGUUUCUGUAGGAGGGACUGGUGCACUUCACAAAAUAGAUGACAUCAUGAGACAAUUAUGUGGAUAUAUUGAAGCAACAUCUCAAGACAUCAGUCAGGAAGUUAAAGCUUGGUCGCAAAUGGGUCUUCCAAAUGGACAAUGACCCCAAGCAUACUUCCAAAGUUGUGGCAAAAUGGCUUAAGGACAACAAAGUCAAGGUAUUGGAGUGACCAUCACAAAGCCCUGACUUCAAUCCCACAGGAUAAUUUGUGGGCAGAACUGAAAAAGCAUGUUUCCAGCAAGGAGGCACACAAACCUGACUCGGUUACACCAGCUAUGUCAGGAGGAAUGGGACAAAAUUAACCCAACUUAUUGUGGGAAGCUUGUGGAAGGCUACCCAAAACGUUUGACCCAAGUUAAACAAUUUAAAGGCAAUGCUACCAAAUACUAAUUGAGUGUAUGUAAACUUCUGACCCACUGGGAAUGUGAUGAAAUAAAUAAAAGAUUUCUCCACUAUUAUUCUGACAUUUUACAUUAUUAAAAUAAAGUGGUGAUCCUAA
Molecule: messenger RNA, 4588 nt
Organism: Salvelinus fontinalis (brook trout)
Lineage: Eukaryota; Metazoa; Chordata; Actinopteri; Salmoniformes; Salmonidae
Product: protein suppressor of hairy wing-like
Exons: 7
Coding region: 223-2133 (636 amino acids)
Biological process (GO): regulation of transcription by RNA polymerase II
Molecular function (GO): DNA-binding transcription factor activity, RNA polymerase II-specific; RNA polymerase II cis-regulatory region sequence-specific DNA binding
Source: RefSeq, a predicted model, not a curated record